Molecule: messenger RNA, 1921 nt
Organism: Dentiscutata heterogama
Lineage: Eukaryota; Fungi; Glomeromycota; Glomeromycetes; Diversisporales; Gigasporaceae
Source: the annotation of a GenBank genome assembly
AUGACGACAAAAUGGUCAUUAAGUAACGAAUUUUCAACAAUAUAUAACCCUUCUUCGGUAUGGUCAUAUGGUUACAGCAAGUCGUUACUGGGACAUUUUUCUUAUUUAAUCAUUCAGAUAAAGAUCCGAAAGCAAUUACCAUUUUGGAGUACGCCAAGUAAUAUGACAUAUAAUUCUCAUAGUGUCGGCAUGCAUCCAGACGAUUUAGUUGGUACACCAUCUGUUGUGAGGUUUACUGCGCCAAAAGAUGGAAACUAUACUCUUAGUUUAAAAUUCACACAUGUCGAUGAUCAUGUAAAUAAUAGUCGACGUACAGGUGUUUAUAUAAUGCAUAAUGACCGUGACUCACUUUGGCAAGAAGAAUUAGUUGGUCUCGGAGCUUCAAAAUCAUACAAUUCGCCUGAUGGUGGGAUCAAUAUCAAAACAAAUGAUACAAUCGAUUUCAUUGUAGGCCAGAGUUUAAUUGGAAAUGUUUUUGAAAAUAUUAAUUUCGUUACGACUCUUGUUGCUGCUGACAUCAAUUUAGAAAAUGAUAUUUCAAACUCAAUCACUUACAUUAAAUCCACAUUUAAUGUUGACCUUUGCUUUGUCUUAGAUUGCACUAACUCUAUGGAUGAGCACAUUGCUGCUGCGAAAGACCAUAUAUUAAGAGUGUCAAAUUAUGUGAAAAAUUUUAACUCUGAUGUUAAACUUUGGUUUGGUUUCUGUGGUUAUCGUGACCAUUGCGACGGCCGUAACCGUCUACAAAUUCUUGACUUUACUAACUCUCAUGAAGAAUUUAAAUUGUAUAUAACCAAAGUGAAAGCUAAAGGUGGAAAAGAUAUCCCAGAAGAUGUCUUGGGAGGUCUUAAUGCUGCAAUAACUUCUAUGACUUGGAAAAAUGGCACUCGUGUACUUAUUCAUAUUGGUGAUGCCCCACCACAUGGCCGUCGUUUUAAUAAAGAAAUGGAUGAAUAUCCAAAAGGUGAUCCAUAUGGUUUGACUGCCGAAAAAGUAUUUGAAAAAAUGCAAUCGAAAAAUAUUCUAUAUCAUUUUGGAAAGAUUAAUGAUUCUACUGAUGUUAUGAUUAACAUAUUUCGUAAAAUAAUCGGUGAGUUUCCUGUAUUUGACCUCAAAACUACAGGUGAUGAUAAUCCGGGUAUAUUACUUAACAAAUUUUGUGAGGCUACUUGUUCUGUCAUAAUUUCUUCUGUUUUACUUACUACUACUGUAAGAAACACCGAAAAUUUUUAUUCUUUACAACGAAAAAGACUUCAAAUUAAUCCACUUGAACCCGAUUGGGCAACUCUUUCAGAAAAUUCUGGUGAACUUUUAUAUUAUACUUUGCCUAAAUCUCUUGAUGAAAUUAAGGAUAAAUAUUUUUUUAUCAAUUCAAAUUUUACUACACAACAUAUCUCGUUCAAACUUGCCCCACAACCAUUUUCUGUUGGUGCUGAACGGUAUGCAUAUUUUGCUAUUCACACUGACUCUGAGCAAAACGAAAAAUUAGUUAUAAAAAAAUAUCAUGAUGAUAAACCGGAUUCUAAAAAACGGUACUUAGAGUCGGUGGAGGCUUCUAACAUUGCUCAAUUUCUUUCAUCAGAAUUUAAUUCGGCCGCAGAACAAAAUGGAAUUAAAUGGAAAGUGAAAUUUAUUGAUGCAAAUAUUUUAUGUAGUAAGUCUGAUUCUGGUACCUUAUAUUAUUCUAUAGAGAAUUAUUUCUCUAAUGCAAAGUUUCAGCGAUUCAACACAAAUAGUGGUAUUAUUACAGACUUUCAUUCAGCUCUUGAAGCAUUUGCUCAUUUCACUUAUCAGUACACAAAGGGAUAUUUAGUAGUUUAUGAUUUACAAGGUGUUAAUCUUGAUAAAAAUAAAGAAUUCUUAUUAACAGAUCCGGCAAUACAUUGUAUUGAUGUAUCAAGAUUCGGUGUAACGAAUUUCG